Messenger RNA from Ceratosolen solmsi marchali, 4937 nucleotides. RefSeq names its product calmodulin-regulated spectrin-associated protein patronin. The record is from RefSeq and is a predicted model, not a curated record. Bases 5 to 4690 code for a protein of 1561 amino acids. The transcript is spliced from 24 exons. Gene Ontology annotation, cellular component: microtubule minus-end. Gene Ontology annotation, biological process: neuron projection development; cytoplasmic microtubule organization; negative regulation of microtubule depolymerization. Gene Ontology annotation, molecular function: spectrin binding; calmodulin binding; microtubule minus-end binding. Lineage: Eukaryota; Metazoa; Arthropoda; Insecta; Hymenoptera; Agaonidae.
GCAUAUGGCUGUGAUAGAAGGCCUUAUGGUCUUGUAUGUGAAGGAGGUGGUGACAAGUGAGCGAGUGGUUGCAGCUAUUCAGCGCUUUAAUCCUCAGUUACAUAACGUAGAUGCACCUCAAGAUCACGAAACGGGUCUUUUACUAUGGAUAAGUCAAGCGUGUUCAGCCCUUAUUGUGAAGAUCCAGGCAGAGGAGAUUUUCAGUGAGAAGAACCUACUGCCCGAACUCCCGGCGGCCAAGGAUCUACAGUCGCUGUGCGAUGGUGUUGGAUUAGCUGCAGUCGUAGCUUAUUAUUGUCCGAGCGAACUUAAUUGGAUGGAUAUAAGAGUGUCCAAAAGACCCUCUAUUGGCGAUGCCCGUCAUAAUUUGGCCCUUGUACAUGCUUUCUGUCUUAAGUGUUUACCGUAUCCAAUCUUCCACAUGCAACUGGAAGACGUUAGGAUUAUAAGAGGGAAUAUGAAGCAAAAUUUCGUUGUUUUUUUGGCCGAAAUGUACAACGUUUUGGAAAUCCAUCCCGCUAAAUGUGUGUGCUACCCCGGUGAAAAUAAGGCACAGCAAUAUUUGGAUGCAGCGUGCCCGCGCAAUAGUUAUGGGGUAGUUCAUAAGCGCAGUCUACCACAGUCUGUAACUCCGAUACCCGAUUUGAGAAGCAACCUAUCUGUAUCUGCCCCGGGUUUCACAGUUAUGAAGACAAUUGUGCAGAAUACAGUAAAAAAAUCGCAAUCAAUGCAACAAACUGCAGAAUCUCAUCUAGGUGAUGAAAGGAAAACAAUCAGUGAUGAAUCAUUCGUUUUACAUCGAGGCAAAGGAGUGUCGACAAUAAGUUCGGUUUGUGAUGAAAAAAUGUUAAUAAGAGCGGAGGCUGCUGGUCGGCCAAGUAACUGGGAAGACCAAAGACGGAGUUCUUAUGCCGGUCGAAGAUCAAGACGGAACAGCAUCACCACUGCAGAAGAUUCGCAACUAACUAUUGAAAACUUCGGAGGGUCCCAAGAUAACUUACACAACAUCGGACGCAAUCCCGUUAAAGUAGUAGGCAAACCCGUAUCAAGGCAUCCACGGCUUGUCGCAGAACCUGCACAACCUGCGCGAUCAAGCAUUCAAGAUGCCUAUAGCAGCGGCGUUCAUCUCAUUCUUGCCGACAAUGGUCAUAUGAGUGAAGAUAUCUUUUCGCCUCCUUCGCGACUUAGGCGACAGAAAUCCAAUCCAAAUUUAAGCCAUCAUGUUUCUCUUAAGAAUAUUCUACAUUCCUCAGAGAAUGACAAUAUAGAUGGCGAAACUACAUCACCUGGGAAUAUUGCUACCAAAAUGGCAAGUUUUGCAAAUCUUAGUAAAAGCUCAGAAAAAGGUAUCAAUCUCACAUACACGGAUCAAGAGAAAGAGAAGCAAUAUUCGAAGCAUAGCGUAACAACCAGUAGCAAUCGAAAGUAUGGUCAAAUUAAUGGGAAUGGAUUCAUGGAAAAGAAAACAACAUUCCCAACACUGCCGAAUAUGACUACUUGGCAGCAACAGAGUAAUCAACAGAAUCUGCAUAUUGAGCGACAUUCAGGAGAUGAAAAUAGUGGUAAUGCGGUUAUGGCAACGCAAUUGAAUAAUAUUAGAUUAAAAUUGGAAGAAAGAAAACGACAUAUUGAAAACGAAAAAAGAAGAAUGGAAAUUGUUAUGUCGAAAAGACGUCAAAAAGUAGGAAAAGCUGCAUUUUUACAAGCUGUUACAAAGGGUAAAGUUAAGUCCCCCUCUUCAUCGACAUCUGGUGGAGACAGUCCUGUGGAGUUGGGCCCCCCUACCCCGAUAAAUUCAGAACAGGCUGGGGAAGUGAGCAUUGCCGACGAGUGCUCUCCCUCAUCUAUAGUAGACACCCACCAAUUGCCUCAAGAAAAACCGCAACGACCUUUCUCUUUAAAGGAAAUCAGCGAAGAUGUACGGGAUGUGGAACACAAAUGGUUGGAUCAGGAGAGUGCACCUUUUGUUGAAACUCGACGAACGCCAGAUAUUGAAAAUAUGGAUUAUGAUCAAUAUCAUCAAUCGAUAUCACAAAUGAAUAAUAGCUUGAGCGAAAUUCAGCAAGAUAUUCAACGCUUAGCAAAUCAACAAAAUCAAAUACAACAGCAACAUUUAAUGACACAGCAUCAACAACAAAUGCAACAACAGUUACAACAGCUUCAAAGCCUCAGUCAUCAACAUUUACAUACAUAUGGUCUGCCACUACAAAAUCAAAUAAUUUCGAGAGUACAUGAAUCUCAGCAAUCACAGUUUUAUCUUCAUGAUCAACCACAAGUGCCAAGACGUACAUGGGGUCAACCGCAGCCAAUACAAUUAGGAAAUGAAAUCCCUGCUGUUCCACAUAACCAGUCGAUGAAUAGUCAUUAUGUUCCUCCUUCAGUGUAUCAACAAGAUCCAUCUUUGUAUCAAGAAACUCGAUCAUGGGGAAUGCCCAUCUCUCAACAGAAGGGAUUUGUUUUACAUGACAUAUCAAAAGAGCAGAGAUAUCUUAAUGGUGGAGAAUACAACCUCUCUAGCAAUCAACAUCAUAUGUCUUCAUACCCAGUUGCUCAAUCACUGUUUAAUCAAACUUCAUCUUCUUCAGCUAGUCCGCAGCAUCAUAACGCUGUUCAUCGAAUAAGUCAGUUAAUGAGUGAUGGUUCAGAUACAAAAAGGCAAAAUGUGCAUCAUAUGCCAUUAGCAUGUGAAAGUAUAUUAGAAAAAAGACUAAGCUCUAUGCCUUUAGAAGAAUUGGGACCUCAAAAUAUAUCUUAUUCAGUUAAUGAAGAAGAUUUCAGUCAAGGAAUUCGAAAUUUAAAUAUCAUAUCUGGUAGUCGAACAUAUAGGAUACCUUCACCAACAAGACCGUCAAUAUCGAGGAAUUCAUUUCAGCCUCAUGUAUCAUUGCACGAAACGACGCCAUCGCCAUCUGAUAAUACAUUAGAAAUUGUGCCAUUAGAUACAAACGAUGGAGAAAAGGGAUUUUAUAUUUCAUUUGAUGAUGCACCUAAAAAACCUAAACCAUCAUUAAGACUUAAAAAAGCUUCUCCUAAAAAGGAAAAAAAUAUUUCUACAUAUUUAAACGAAGAUAAUUUUUCGUCGCAAUACGAAGCAUCAUCUACUACUAUAAUCGAUCGUCAACGCCAAAUUAGAGUACAAAGAGAAAAACAAAAAGAAAAUGAAGAACAGGAACAACAGUUGCAGGAAUUAAAGAAUAGAGAGUUACAACAAGAAAUUGUUAUGGAACGACAAAAAGAAAGACAAAAAAAUGAAGGACUUGAUGAUCGUCAAGCAAAUAGUGUUGGUUUAAUCAUAGGAAACCAACUAUCAAAUCCAGAUCCAAAUUCCAUUGAUGAAAUGGAACGAAAGAAAGAGAAAAUAAUGCUUUUGUCUUUGCAACGAAGGCAACAGCAAGAGGAAUUAAAAGAGCAAAAGGAAGCGGAAGCACAAGUUCGUCGAGAGGAAGAAAAAAUAAAAGAGGAAGAAAGAACAAGAAAAAAAGAUGAAGAAAAACAACGAAGAGCAGCUAUUUUAGAGCAAUAUAAAUUAAAAAAAGCUAUAGAAGAAGCAGAGAGAGAAGGUAAAGUUAUCGAUAAAGAAUUAUUGAAUGCUUUAAAACCAACUAAGCUUCGAAAUAAAUUUACACCUGGUCGACCGCGACCGAAAACAAUUCAUGUGGAUGUUGGCACGGAACUAGAUUCGGGCGUUAUGACGCCUAGUAGAGGGAAAAAGGGUUCAUCAUCUAAUCUCAGUACAGCGUCGCUGACAUCGCCAACAAUGAGGAGAGAUUACUACCGAGGUUCUCAGGAUAGCCUUACUACGGCGCAUCUAGAUGACAGACGUUCCAAUUCCCUUUAUCGAGGUGGCAGCCUCAGGGUAUCUUCCAUAGAUUCACCCGAUGAUGGUAGAGGGUCAUCGCCAUCCAGAAGUGGUCACCAAUUAGGACGACGUAGCUCUUAUAAAACGUCACGGGGAGUACGUACACAUGAUGAUGCACAGGAACCUCAGCUACAGGUUAGAGGCAGACCUAAAUACCCAAGUUAUCAAAACUUUAAGGGAAGAAAGUCUAGUUCGUUGAUGAAUUUGUGCGAUACAGAUAGUGGAUUGGGAAGAGCAACGCCCCCUAGAAGAGCACCAAGUCCAGGUGUGGGAAGCAUGAGACAUCUUCCUUCACCAUCCGGACCUGGAUCCUUACCACCAGGUCUCAUGACGAAGCGAAGAGUUUUUGAUGAUGGUAGCAGUGACAUCAGCACUACAGCCAGUUCAAUGAUGGAAUAUAAUGGUCCAAGAUUAUACAAGCAGCCAGCAACAAAGUCAAAUCGAGGUAUUAUGUUGAAUGCUGUGGAAUACUGUGUAUUUCCUGGUACAGUUAAUAAGGAAGCGAAGCAUAGAGUAUUAGAUGAAAUUUCAAGGUCGGAAAGUAAACAUUUCCUCAUUCUUUUUCGUGACGCGGGUUGUCAAUUUCGAGCUCUCUAUUCAUAUUGCCCAGAUCGAGACGAAGUCAACAAAUUAUAUGGAACUGGACCUAAACAGGUCAUAGAUAAAAUGUUUGACAAGUUUUUCAAAUAUAAUUCUGGUGGAAAAUGCUUUUCUCAAGUUCAUACAAAACAUUUGACUGUAACCAUAGACGCCUUUACGAUACAUAAUAGCCUCUGGCAAGGUAAAAAGGUGAAUCUACCGAACAAAAAGGAUAUGGCUCUUGUCAUAUAGUUUCACGUUAAAAACAAGUUAUUAUGCUAUUGUGCCCUUUGUUGUUCAUAGUUACUAUUUUAAUACAAGCCCAUAUUAAAUUAUAACACAGCGUUGCAUUCUUAGUCAGUUUUAUAUUGAAAAAUAUGUAGGCAAAGAAACUGAAAAAUAAUACUUGUCAUUGGUCGAUGCUGACAUCCAGGUAUGAAUGAAUAAUUAUUAGAAUGUGUAUACAUUUUCGUAUGCUAAUUUUUUAAGAAUAUGUUAU